Molecule: messenger RNA, 806 nt
Organism: Drosophila biarmipes
Lineage: Eukaryota; Metazoa; Arthropoda; Insecta; Diptera; Drosophilidae
Exons: 5
Coding region: 203-682 (159 amino acids)
Biological process (GO): spermatogenesis; sperm DNA condensation
Source: RefSeq, a predicted model, not a curated record
CAACUUGGGAGCCUAAAGGGCCUGUAAAAGAAUCCUUAUAUGGAAUAUGGGCAGGCCUUGAUAAGUCUUUCAGUAUUCAGAUGAAUAUCUAUUAGUAAAAUUCAAAUUUCUAACUCAGCACAAUCAAAAUUCGUGAGAAAAUUCUAUUUUUGUGCCAAAUUCGGGCAAUUGAUUCUUUGUACAACUAUUGUCGGUCAAUGCCAUGGGAGCCACGAGAGUUAGACCCUAUUCGGAGGCGGAGUCCAAGGCCCUUAAGAAGUUCCUGAGGAGCUACAAGCGGUACCAUGCCGGCAUGGAUGAAGAAGAGGUCAGGAGAUCGGGGGAAAAUGCCUGGGGGAAGCUUUUGCCCCAGCAAAAGAAGCACUUUGAAGUGAGACCCAAAACUAUUGCCGUCAAAGGAAAAUCGAUUGUGAAAAGGAAGCCGGCGACCAAGCAGAAGAAAGCCGUUUGCGGUAUGCGUAGUCAGGCCAAGAAGAAAGCCAUGACUAGGGCCAGGACAGCUCCUCCAAGUCCCAUGAUGAGUACCGCCUUCAUAAACUUCUUGCGCGAGCACCAGAAGCAAAAUGCCCACUUGACCGUCAAGAAGAGGCUGCAAAAAGGCGCUGUGUUGUGGUCAAAGCUCACUAAACAACAGAAAGAUCAAUAUCGCACGAUGGCCCCUAAAAGGAGAAGAAAAAAUUAACUAUGACUAAAUGAUAUAAUCUUGGAUCCUUCUAACUGGUGUAAAUGUAUUUUCUAUUUCAAAAUAGUUCUCAUUUCGGAAUGAUCCAAUAAAAGUGAACAUAAAGGUUUUACUUCCGCAAUAA